Cornus florida is the source of this 762-nucleotide messenger RNA. RefSeq names its product sterol carrier protein 2. Lineage: Eukaryota; Viridiplantae; Streptophyta; Magnoliopsida; Cornales; Cornaceae. The record is from RefSeq and is a predicted model, not a curated record. Bases 175 to 549 code for a protein of 124 amino acids. The transcript is spliced from 4 exons. Gene Ontology annotation, cellular component: cytosol.
AUCCCAUCCACCCCCUAUCUCAUUUCGUUCCGGACACUGCUCUAUCAUUUAAUGCUCUAACCCAGACGUCUCUCUCCAUAAUAAGUAGUAGGUAGUCCCUGAGUUCAUGGUCUGUUCAAACAAUACUCACCGACUCAGCCUCAUACUCACCCAACAACCAAACCCUAAUCACCCAUGGCCGAUUCCAGUCAGCUCAAGUCCGACGCCCUCAUGGACCAGAUGAAACUCCACCUCGCCACCGAUGCUGGCAAACAACUCGCCACCAAGAUCGGCCUCGUUUAUCAGAUCAACAUCGCCCCCAAGAAACUCGGUUUUAAUGAGGUCAGUUAUGUUGUCGAUCUCAAGAAAGGAGAUGUUACCAAAGGGCCAUAUGAAGGUGGGAAACCUGAUGCCACCUUUUCUUUCAAGGAUGAUGAUUUUAUUAAGGUUGCCAGUGGCAAGAUGAACCCCCAGAUUGCUUUCAUGAGGGGUGCCAUGAAGAUUAAGGGCAGUCUCAGUGCGGCUCAGAAAUUUACUCCUGACAUUUUCCCCAAGCCUUCAAAAAUGUGAGAGUAGACAAAAAAAAAAAAAAGAAAAAGAAAGAAAAAAGCAGUGAUUUAUGUUGGAGGGGGUUUUACUAGAGGAUUGUUUCGAUUUUCUCUGAUAUUAGCUUAAAAUUGGGGUUAAUCUGAAACCAUCCUUGAACACUUAUGGGAUUAGAUUGAAAGCUAUUAGUCCUAAAGGAAUUUCAAAUAUAAAUUUGCAAAUUUGCUUUCUGAAUUA